AUGUGUAAAAAACAUCAUAUAGAGGCAACGACAUAUCAAAAAAUCAUCUAUAAUCAAAGGCCUCUUGAACCGAUUAAGGAGUGGCAUAAAAUUUUAGAAUCUGUUAGCAUCUCUGAUCGGAUUUCAGAAAAUAACCAGGAAUCUUUACAGCUAGUAAGUACUGAGUAUAAUACCUCUUUUACUAAUAUACAAGAAGAUAAGGUCAUUCAUAUAGAGCAUCUUGGAGAUGAUAAAGAUGGUGAAUCUUCUCCAAUAGAAAAAAAUAGAAUAACCAAUUCUUCCAAAGAUGAUACAUCUAGAUGGGAAUCUGAUCUUGAAAAAUUAAUAAAUGAUACCAAAAGAUUAGCUCCUAUUCUUCCAUCUUUGUCUCAGUAA
Messenger RNA from Dentiscutata erythropus, 375 nucleotides. NCBI's taxonomy places the organism in Eukaryota, Fungi, Glomeromycota, Glomeromycetes, Diversisporales, Gigasporaceae. The record is from the annotation of a GenBank genome assembly.